AUGGACUACACAUUGUUCUUCUCAUCUUCUCAAUUCUCAAUUCUCCCGCCAAAACCAAGGACCACGAGCAGAGGCUUUCCCUUUAAGCCCAGAAAACACAGAACAUCACACUUAACGACCCUCCAAUGUCACAAGAUGUUUGUGCCUGGGUUUGGGGAAGCUUCUCCAGAAAUGAAAGCGGCCAAACAUCUCCACGAUUUCUUCACCUUCAUCGCCGUCAAAAUAGUCAACGCCCAGCUACAGAGCUACAAUCCGGAGGCGCAUGCGGAGUUGAUGGAAUUCAUGGAAAGACAUUCUCUUAGCGAUGGAGAUAAAUUUUGCGCUGAUUUGAUGCGCGAGUCAUCGAGGCAUAAGAAUCUAGCUUUGCGCAUUUUAGAGGUUCGAUCAGCUUAUUGCAAGAAAGAUUUUGAAUGGGACAACUUGGAAAGAUUGGCAUCAAAGAUGGUCGAUGAUCGUAAUACAAGACUGAUGAGGGAUUAUGUGUCAGAAACUAGCCAAUAA
Molecule: messenger RNA, 501 nt
Organism: Striga hermonthica
Lineage: Eukaryota; Viridiplantae; Streptophyta; Magnoliopsida; Lamiales; Orobanchaceae
Source: the annotation of a GenBank genome assembly